Cylicocyclus nassatus is the source of this 375-nucleotide messenger RNA. Lineage: Eukaryota; Metazoa; Nematoda; Chromadorea; Rhabditida; Strongylidae. The record is from the annotation of a GenBank genome assembly.
AUGACCGUUAGGAAUCAUUCCCCUGAGAGCUGGAACAUACUGACUGAGGGGAGACGAAUGCGAUAUGCAUGUUUGUGUUCUGCUGCAAGACUACUGACCUUACGCCUAACUCCUAGUAUAGACUCCACAAGACAGGGAAAACAACGUUCAUUACUUGUCUGCUACAAUUGCUUGAGCUUUUUGAUUUGCUCUGCCCAGUCAUAUAUAACACCGUCGUCCGGAAUCAGCAGAAGGACGAUAUGCGAUCCCUUGUCGCGAAUGGAUGGUACUAUGCAAGAAAACCUCGUCUUCCGUGUACAAAAAGAAGCGUCCAAAUUUGUAGCGCUAGUUGCAUGUUGUAUGAGACUUUACGCUAUUAUUCAAUCUCAUUUAUAA